GUCUUGAUCACGUUAUUGUGUUCUUCUUCUUCGUUGACUCAGUGCUUAGUUACAGUCUCUCUAUUUCUUCCUCUCUCUGGUUUUCUCUGAUUUGAUCGUUGUUAUGGAUACUAGCUAUGUUGUCAAGUUUAUUUAUUCUGGUGAAGCAGCGACAGUUCCAUUGUUGCAUAAUUGGUCGUUUGUUGACCUAUGCAAUUCCAUACGCUCUCGUUUUCCGGAUUUUAUUCAAGGCAAUUUCAUGUUGAGGUACAUUAUUCCUCCGGAUUCUACUUCAUGUUUUCUAGAGAGUGAAGUUGAUAUGAGAAUGAUUUUUAGGAAUUUGGUUCGUUACAAUUCUGAUUUUGUUGAAGUGUUUGUGACUGAUUUGCCUUCUAUUAGUGAAAGUGUGGUGAGUAAUACAGUGUGUGAGGAUUCUAGUACCAUGCUUGAGGAGAAUGAUUAUUUGGGGUGUUAUAGGGCAGAGGCACCGAAGAGUUAUAUGACGAAAGGUUGGGAGAGUUAUAUUCAUUCUGAAGGCCAAAAGUUUGAGGGUGGGGUUGUUGAGUUUAGGGAUAAGCUGCGUAAGUAUGCUAUAGAAAUUGACUUUUCAUAUGAGUUUGUUAGAAAUGACAAGGUUCGUGUUAUUGCUCAGUGUUCUAAGAAACAUUCUCAAGGCUGCAAUUGGCUGGUGAAGGCUUAUUUAUGUAGGGCUAAUGGUUUCUUUAUGAUUAAAAGGUUGGUUAAUGUUCACACUUGUCAUGGUGUGAUUCGUUUGCAGAAGAGUAAGAUGAUGGGAUCCAAGGUUGUCAAGUCUAUUGUGCUUGAUAAGAUUCGUGCCAAUCCAAACAAAAAGCCAAUUGAUAUAGCUGAUGAGAUCAAGAGUGAUUAUGGUUUGGAUGUUGCUUAUCGUACAGUUUGGUAUGGUACGGAGUUGGCAAAAACAGCCCUACAUGGUGAUGAAGCUGAGUCUUAUGCUCAGCUACUUUGGUUCAGUGAGUCUGUUAUGAAGUCAAACCCCGACUCUAGGAUAGUGGUUGAGUUUCAUCGAGAAACACACAGGUUUCAGCGUAUGUUUGUGAGCUAUGGUGCAUGGAUGAAGGGUUUUCAAUCUUGUAGACCUAUUCUUUUCAUUGAUGCUACAUUCAUUACCAACAAGUACAAGGGGCAGAUUAUUGCUGCAUCGGCAAAGGAUGCCAAUCAAGGUUGAAUCUCCUUCAUUACUUGUAGUUUUUUAUUUUUCUU
Molecule: messenger RNA, 1221 nt
Organism: Rosa rugosa (rugosa rose)
Lineage: Eukaryota; Viridiplantae; Streptophyta; Magnoliopsida; Rosales; Rosaceae
Exons: 2
Coding region: 104-1186 (360 amino acids)
Source: RefSeq, a predicted model, not a curated record